Molecule: messenger RNA, 8132 nt
Organism: Xiphias gladius (swordfish)
Lineage: Eukaryota; Metazoa; Chordata; Actinopteri; Istiophoriformes; Xiphiidae
Gene: scrib
Product: scribble planar cell polarity protein
Exons: 39
Coding region: 961-6096 (1711 amino acids)
Biological process (GO): neurotransmitter receptor transport postsynaptic membrane to endosome; neurotransmitter receptor transport, endosome to postsynaptic membrane
Cellular component (GO): postsynaptic density; adherens junction; postsynaptic membrane
Molecular function (GO): protein binding
Source: RefSeq, a predicted model, not a curated record
CGCAAAGCGGCGGUACUCCAGCUCAAAGGUAGCCCAGCCCCCCAUAUGCCAAACCGGCCUGCCUCGGCUCAACAACGGGAGGGAAUCGCGGAUGUGGCUGAAGCUCCUGCUCCCGCUGCUGGCAUUUUACUUACGUCGCAUGGAAAGAGCAGUCACUGGGCAGUUUCCUUGACAUCUUUUGGGAUGUGGCGACCACAAACACCGGUUGAAAAGGUGUUUUCCGUAGCUUUCGUGAUACGAGUGUUGGCUAAAGGCAGCUAGGCACAAAGGCGUUCAGUCAUCAACUAGCCGAGGUUAGCUAAUGGUAACUAGCGUGCUAACAACACAGCCGGUGUGGACGAGCACAUCCUCGCGCAGCCAUACACGGGUUCAUCGCUGCUGACUCUCUCCGUGGGGUUAUGUUGGCUGUUUUGUGAUAACUUUCUAUCAGUAACCGAAGUCAAGUGGUUGUGUUAGUAGUCGCCACUCAUGACUGUGAUACGUCAAACAACGUCUCUGCAUAACUGGGUCGUUGGCUGCAUGUUUUUCAGCUAGCCACGGCAGAGCUUCGGUGUGAUACUGGGAUGGUGGCGGUAGCAAAACAAGCUAACGUUGCUCCGUCUGUGUGAAGAAGUCAGUGCAAGAAGUGAGGAAACGCUUUAGCCAAUUGGGAGUUCUCGGUUGGGUUUAUGGUAAUUGUAAUUCCGGGGUGGAUGACGAUAGGACGAACCUGACAAUCACUGAACAUAUCUGAACUGAAACUGGGAAUAUCGCUAACCGAUCAAAGGGAUUAUUUUUGUGUCUCUCAGUGGAUUUCGGCCUCCUUGCAGGGUCGUCGUGGGAAACACAGUAAGUGUUUUGACAUUGAGUGAGCCCUCUCCCAGAAGAUAUUCUUUGACUUAGCGACCUUCCCCCCUGCUUCACCCUCCGAUGCGGAGAUUUCAGUAGCACCGGCAACCAAAUCCCCCACGGCGGCCGGACAUGCUGAAGUGUAUCCCCCUGUGGCGCUGCAACCGCCACGUCGAGUCGGUGGACAAGCGGCAUUGCAACUUGCAGACAGUCCCUGAUGAGAUAUUCCGCUACAGUCGCAGCCUGGAAGAGCUUCUCCUUGAUGCCAACCAACUUAAAGAGCUACCAAAGCCUUUCUUCAGACUACUGAACCUACGGAAGCUUGGCCUGAGUGACAAUGAGAUCCAGAGACUCCCACCUGAGGUGGCCAACUUCAUGCAGCUGGUGGAACUGGACAUCUCCAGAAACGACAUUCCUGAGAUCCCAGAGAGCAUUAAGUUUUGCAGGGCCUUAGAGAUUGCAGACUUCAGUGGAAACCCCCUCUCCAGGUUGCCGGAUGGUUUCACUCAACUCCGAGCACUGGCUCACUUGGCACUCAAUGAUGUGUCAUUGCAGACGUUGCCCAACGACAUUGGAAACCUGGCCAACCUGGUGACAUUGGAGCUCAGGGAGAACCUGCUGAAGUCUCUGCCCACGUCGCUCUCUUUCUUAGUGAAACUGGAACAGCUGGACCUGGGCAGCAAUGAACUGGAACUUUUGCCGGACACCCUCGGUGCUCUCCCCAACCUGCGGGAGCUGUGGCUGGACCGUAACCAAUUGUCCUCAUUACCACCAGAGCUGGGGAACCUCCGGAGACUGGUGUGUCUGGAUGUGUCAGAGAACCGUCUGGAGGAGCUUCCCUCAGAGCUCAACGGCCUCCUGGCUCUCACUGACCUGCUGCUCACACAGAACCUGCUGGAGGUCGUCCCAGACAGCAUAGGUUGUCUUAAACAGCUGUCUAUCCUGAAGGUGGAUCAGAACAGACUGACCCACCUGACUGAUUCAAUAGGAGAGUGUGAAAACCUCACAGAACUCGUCUUGACAGAGAACCUUUUACAAUCACUUCCUCGCUCGCUGGGCAAACUGAAGAAGCUGACCAACCUGAAUGUAGACCGCAACCGUUUGGGCAGUGUGCCCAAAGAGCUGGGCGGCUGUGCGAGCCUCAACGUUCUCUCAUUGAGAGACAACCGCCUGGGCAAACUGCCUGCUGAGCUCGCAGAUGCCACCGAGUUGCAUGUGCUGGAUGUGGCUGGGAACAGAUUACAAAACUUGCCCUUUGCCCUGACAAACCUCAAUCUGAAAGCCAUGUGGCUCGCAGAGAACCAGUCACAGCCGAUGCUCAAGUUCCAGACAGAGGAUGAUGAGCGAACGGGAGAGAAGGUGUUGACCUGCUAUUUACUGCCCCAGCAGCCUUCCCCAAGCCUAGAGAACUUGCUACAAAACAGUGUGGAUGACAGCUGGACAGACAGCAACCUGAACCGAGUGUCAGUCAUUCAGUUCCAGGAAGAAACCAAGGCUGAGGAGGAGGAUGAUGAGGCUGCCGCAGAGCGCAGAGGUCUUCAGCGCAGAGCAACACCGCACCCUAGUGAACUGAAGGUGAUGAAGAAGGUGAUUGAGGAGAGGAGGAAUGAGGCUUACUCAUCCAGACCUGAUGGAGAAGAAGAGUCCCCUGACCCACAGGAGAAACGGCUCAGUGACCUCUCCAAUCAGAGCCAUGACUCCCAGGUCUCCAACAGCACACUGUCGGCCACCUCCCAUGAAGAGAGACAAAAUGUGACUGCCGCCUUGCAGAGGGAGGACCUUGUAGAUGGACACUGCCCUCAGGAGGAGGAAGAGCUGGAUGAGAUGGAGGUGGAGUACAUUGAGCCCACUGUGCACUUUGCAGAGGAGCCCAUAAUCCGUGGUGGGGAUGAAGACGAUGAUGAGGAUGGGGAAGAUGGUGAGAGGAGUGAUGAGGAAGACGAGAGACCGGCUUUUCCUGCAGAAAAGCAGCGUCUAAUCAGAAAGGACACGCCACAUUACAAGAAGCACUUCAAGAUCACAAAGCUGCCCAAGCCCGAGGCUGUUGCCGCACUGCUGCAGGGCUUCAGUCCUGACGGCCUCAACUCUCCGACACAGGCUGCUGAGGAUGAGCAAGAUGAGGAGGAAGAGCAGAGUAUAGGCACCCCUCAGCGCCAUCACAGAAUGGAGGAGCUGGAGGACAGCCGGCAACAGGUCAACUGCAGUCAAGUAAAGGGGGUGUCAUUUGAUCAAGUCAAUAAUCUGCUGAUUGAACCUGCUCGAAUUGAGGAGGAAGAGCACACCCUAACCAUCCUACGACAAACAGGCGGCCUGGGUAUCAGCAUUGCUGGAGGGAAAGGAUCCACACCUUACAAGGGAGAUGACGAGGGAAUCUUCAUCUCCAGAGUAUCUGAAGAGGGACCUGCAGCUAGAGCAGGGGUUAAAGUGGGAGACAAACUCCUAGAAGUGAAUGGAGUAGACCUCCACGAAGCAGAACAUCACACUGCGGUGGAAGCUCUCCGUAGCUCUGGUGCUACAGUUUCCAUGACAGUGCUACGGGAGCGCAUGGUGGAACCAGAAAACGCCAUCACCACCACGCCACUGAGGCCAGAGGACGACUACUUCCCACGAGAGAGACGCAGCAGUGGCAUCGCCUUCAACAUGGAAACGAGUCCCAGUGGACCUCGACAGCGGCUGUCCACCUGCCUGAUCCGCAAUGACAAGGGGCUGGGAUUCAGCAUCGCGGGAGGCAAAGGCUCCACGCCUUACCGCACAGGUGACAUGGGAAUCUACAUCUCUCGCAUUGCAGAGGGCGGAGCGGCACACAGAGACAGCACACUGCGUGUUGGCGACAGGGUGAUCUCUAUCAAUGGUGUAGACAUGACAGAGGCCAGGCAUGACCAGGCAGUAGCGCUCCUUACUGGCACCUCCCCCACCAUCACCCUCCUGGUGGAGCGAGACCUGAAUGCACCAGGGGGCUCUCCAGGUCAAUCCCGGGCACGUGCCCACUCCCCUCCACCCCCAGAACCCUCAGAUUCUCCAGACCAGGAGGAGGAAGGCCUUUCCCUUCAUGGGAACCAUCUGAGUCGGAUGGAAGAUGAGUAUCCCAUUGAGGAAGUGACCCUGGUGAAAUCAGGUGGCCCUCUUGGUUUGAGCAUUGUGGGAGGAAGUGAUCAUGCCAGUCAUCCAUUUGGCAUCAAUGAGCCUGGGGUAUUCAUCUCAAAGGUAAUUCCUCAUGGUCUGGCAUGUCAAAGCGGACUACGCGUUGGGGACCGGAUAUUAGAGGUGAACUCCAUUGACCUGCGUCAUGCCACUCACCAGGAGGCUGUGCGUGCCCUACUGGCCAACAAGCAGGAGAUUCGUAUGUUAGUACGGAGGGACCCUUCACCACCUGGGAUGCAGGAAAUUGUCAUCCAGAAGCAGCCGGGGGAGAAGCUUGGCAUCAGUAUUCGUGGAGGUGCCAAGGGUCAUGCUGGAAACCCCUUCGACCCCACGGAUGAGGGAAUCUUCAUCUCCAAGGUGAGUUCAAGUGGAGCAGCUGCAAGAGACGGUCGACUGCAGGUUGGCAUGCGGAUCCUCGAGGUGAACAACCACAGCCUGCUGGGUAUGACGCACACAGAGGCGGUGCGAGUGCUUCGUGCUGUGGGAGACUCUCUGGUCAUGCUGGUGUGUGAUGGCUUUGACCCACACAAAGUAACUGCAGUGGAGGCAUCUCCUGGCAUCAUUGCCAACCCGUUUGCAACAGGCAUCGUACGUAAGAACAGUAUGGAAAGCAUCUCUUCUAUAGAUAGAGACCUGAGCCCAGAAGAGAUGGACAUCAUACAGAAGGAGUCUGAGAUGGUGAGAGAGACAUCACAGUGGGAGCGAGAAGAGAUGGAGAAAGUGAACAUUGGCACUGGACCUCUAAAACUUGACUACAAAACCUUGGCUGCACUGCCAACCACCAGUCUGCAGAAGGUCAACAGGGCGCCUUCCUCUGAUUUCACCAGGACGGACAGCCCAAUCAGGGAAGCACCCUACUCUCCCACUAUUCAACCGGCAAACAUUCAUUACACCUCCACUCCCACUGCCAAGGAGAACACCUCAUCAUCAACGCGACCGGGUGCCAUCCAGCCAGUUGGCCGUGUGCGGCCAAGUACCUCUCCUGCCACUCCGGACAGCCACAGUCCCAACCCCUUCCAGCAUGGCCCCUCCCCCUUCAACUCCCAGACCUCUGACUUGUAUGGCAUGAGGAACAAUUUCCACCCAAAGCAACCUUCUCCAGAGAGUCCUUCUCCUGGUGGUAGGGACAGCCCAGAGCAGCGCUCUUUCAGGGACAGACAGAAGUAUUUCGAGAUCGACGUAAAGCAGCAGACUCCAGAAAAACCCAAACCUCGAGUCUCUCUUGUUGGAGAGGAUGACCUCAAGAAAAUGAGGGAGGAAGAAGCGAGGAAGUUUGAGCAGCGGGCGCAGGAGUACUUGAUGGAUGAAGAUGAGGAGGAUGAGGAGGAGGACCUGGCUAAGCAGGUGGCUCAGAUGAAGGCCACCGGCAAGGUGUUGCUGGAUGGAGUGGAGUACAAGGUGGAGCCAGUAUCCACCCCAUCUCAGCUCUGCUCCACACCACCGAGCUACAACGUCACACCCCCAAGCUACUGUGGCAGCUCAGGACCCUCCUCUGUUGAUGGUAAGGGAGACUCUCAGAGGAAUUCACUGGAGGACAGCUUUAGGCUGGAGCAGAGGCCCAACUCCAUGACUGGUUUGAUCCCAGUGUACCCCGGGGAAUCGGCGGCUCCCAUCCGCACGGCCAAAGCGGAGCGCAGACAUCAAGAGAGACUUCGUAUGCAAAGCCCCGAGCUGGCUGUUGCCCCUGACAAGGACCUGUCCCCUGCUGAGAAACGCGCUCUGGAGGCAGAGAAGAGAGCCAUGUGGAGAGCAGCACGAAUGAAGUCUCUGGAGCAGGACGCACUGAAGGCUCAGAUGGUCAUUGCUAAGUCUCGGGAUGGGAAGAAACGUGGGACGCUAGACCAGCUGACGGAGUCACCCUCGCCGGCCCCCACACCCUCUCCUACACCUAUGGAAGAGCUCAGUCCUCGAGGAGUAACCUCACCGGGCAGGCUGUCCCCUGACAUAGUCGACGACAUGCAGUUCAUCGACGACUGCGCCAGCAGCCCAGGUCCCGCUGCAAACCCCGAGGCCGAGGUUCCAACCCCACUGCCUGCCACCUCAGCCCUGGAGGAGAUGGCCUUGUACAGCAACAAGCGCAAGCUGAGGCAGGGUCGCCGCAGCCUGGAAACCGCCGUGCCCACGUAACACCUCACACUGAGAGAAGAAACCCGAACACACACAUUUACAUACGCUGUGGAACACUGGCAAACACACAGGUGCAUCCACAGGGAGUGCAGCGUCACUAAACACUAAACAGUGUCAGCAGAGCGAGAUUUACUCUCCCAUAUGUAACCACUGCAGAGAAAAGCUGAUAGGUGCCACACGUACACACUCACUUAUAUCCUGCGUGCCAGUCUUGCCUUUACAGUCUGUGGGCAAGAAAGAGCUCGUGUGGUUAGCUAGGAUUGCUACUUAGAGACUUUUUUUUUUUUGGUUCCACACUCUGUUUGCCUAGUAGAAGCUGAUCUAUUUUAACAAGAGGUGACUGAAGUUUUUAGUUCUAGUUUUGUUUUUUUUAAUGCUCCAAUGAUUUUGUUUAAAAAAAAAAAAAAAAAAAAAAAAAAAACACAUACUGGAAGAGAGAAGAAAUGGGUCAAAGCUAUACUAACUUCUUGAAUGAUAUUUUUAGACUUUCAGUGAAUAGAUUGUAAAAUGUCAGGGGUUGCUUGAGACUUGGGCGGACAGGAGUGUAUAUAUUAAUUGAGGAGGGAACAUCCUGCUACCUUCACAGUCACAAAUUGUGGAGAGCAUUUAAAAAAAAAAAAAAAUACAUAUCAUUUUUGCACUGCCAAUGAUCAGCUUUUUAAAAAAAAAAAACCUAUAUCUUAACUAAUUUAUUGUUUUUAAAUCAUAUAACCAAAUUGAAGGCCUUCUAUUUUACACUGUUUUAACCCAUCUAGUCCUUAUGGGUUCAAGAGGACUGAGGUGUAUUAUUAUCUACCAUUAGAAAUUUUUCAGUGGAACAGUUGAGUCAUGAAGACAAAGCUAUUAACUAAUGAAUAUUAUUUUAUCAUGAAAUCUACUUCGCAAACAAUUUUGAAUUCAUCAGGGGCUUUUUGAGGCAAGCAUAUCUACAAAUUACAUUGCUUGCAACAUAGCUGUUGCACAUCGGCAUGAUAACACGGUAAUUGGUCACACCAAAAAUGUUGGUGACUCGUAUCUCAGCAAUCUUCAAAAGCGCAUCUGUCCAGAUGUAUAUUCUGCAUUACAUUCCCCCUGUAAAGAGUAUGACUACAUCGGCGGCAGCAGCAUUGAGCAGGCAGUUUUACAGAGAUACUCAAAAGUUCAAUAAUAAAUAUAAAAGUUUGGGAACAUGCAUUUUUAGCAUCAUUUACUAAUUAACGGUACUUACCCUCCCCUGUUUAGGGUAUUGUUUUAUUUUAAAUCAAUGUGAAUCAUUAAUUUCUAUUCUUGCUUUAUCUGGAAUUAUUCCAGAGUGACUUGAAGGUAGCAGGUGUUUUAUUUUUCUGUCUAUGGUUAAUUUAAAUCUGAUGCCACUGAGAAAUCAUUUAUUGUUGUGUGAAUAAUGUACAAAUACUGAAAGGAAAGCAAACUUUGGGUUUGAAACUGAGCCAGUCUUGACCUAGACCAAGCGAGUGUCUGGACUGCUGACAUAUCUGGAUUUGGACAGGCUUGGUAUUGGGAUGCUCUCUGCAUGUAUAUUGGUUUGUUAAUGGGAGAGCUGUGAGAAGCAGAACCAAUUAGAAAUCCCUCUCAAGAUAUUGAUCUCAUUCAGACAUUCAGCUCACUGCUUGACAUUCUGUCAGUUUAGGUAUCUGACGGGUAUUUUUGCAGAGUCACAGCAUAGUAGCAAUUGUGUUAAUUUAAUGUAGGGUCUUUUAAUUAUAGCUUUCCAUGUUGCGCUCACUGACUGAAAUUCAGUUUGUUUGAUAACAUUUGCAAUGGCUGAUAUCUCUUUUUUUAACUUACAGUAGGUUUUUUUUUUUUUUCUUCAGGUGGGUUUCACUACAUUAUUAAUGCAGUGUUUCAAGUUUUUGUGUUUUGUCUUGAGUUCUGUUUGGGGGCUUUUACUUGCAAAUAGGUUGGAGGGCAAGGGUCAGAAGUCCUAGGGUCAAGGGUUAGAGCUCAUACAAGACUGUAACUAGUGAAUUUGUACAACCAAAGAAGUCUAUUUUGUGGUUCAGGAAUAAUAAAAUUUUACUUUUCAUUUAAGAAGCUGA